AUGAGGCGCAUCAUGAAGCGCGAGGCGCCAGCAGCGAACCAGCCCGCUCCAGAGCAGUCGAACGCAGAUGAGCUUAUGAGUGCCGCUGAAGGACAGGACGAUAUGGAUAAGUCGGAAACGUUCGGCUUCGGUUACCAUCAUUACUAUCCGAGAUACUACGGAGGCUAUCACUACCCGAGCUACCACUACCCGAGUUACCACUAUGGAUACUAUCCUAGCUAUUACAGCUACGGUCACUAUUGUAAUCAUUUGAAGUCCAUAGGGAACAGUUGUCUCUGGAGUCUGCUUGCGACAAUGAACCGUUUGCUUCUGCUGUUGUACUGCUUUUGGCUUUCGAGCAAACUAACACUCCAGCAGCCACUCGAGCAGCCGAUGAUGGCAAUGGUGGAAGCCGAAAAGGGCGAUCGUCCGAUACCGAGAAUCUACAAUACGCCACCGGAACCACCGGUGAAGGUGCUGCGUGAAGCCGGUCCCAUCACGGAACGGGAGAGCAUGAAGCUUGGCGACGGCGCAGGCGACGAUUUGCAGCAGUCAGAAUCAUACACGUACCGGUUCUAUCGUCCACUCUACUACCCCGGCGUCUACUACUCCUACUAUCCACGUUACCGUUGGUAUCGUCCGUACUACUACCACGACUGGUGGUACUACUGAUCGCACGAUGGCUAGCCGUGUUUGAAUUAGCUUUGCUUUUGGUUUCGGAUCAAUGGCACUUUGGAGGCUUGAACCGCAUUAGCUACGCCUAGCACCGCGUCCUCGUGACGCAGAAGAUACUGUCUUUAUAGUCACAAUGCCACUCAGCCAUUAGAACGCUCUCACUGUCACGCUAGAAUGAAUCGAAAUAAAGCCGCAAGAGCACCCGU
Anopheles darlingi is the source of this 860-nucleotide messenger RNA. RefSeq lists its product as uncharacterized. The transcript has 3 exons. The record is from RefSeq and is a predicted model, not a curated record. NCBI's taxonomy places the organism in Eukaryota, Metazoa, Arthropoda, Insecta, Diptera, Culicidae. Bases 1 to 651 code for a protein of 216 amino acids.